UGGUAAAGGCUAGUGUAUCAACCACCAUAUCCAGUGCUGAGGUUAAACCCACAACGGGACCGUCCACCCGAUUGGCUAGCCAGAAAUCCAAACGACGUAUCAAAACAGAGCUCAUGCUUGACUCUGUGUGUGACAAGAGAGAGCAUCGACGACGGGAAAAGCUGGAGUAUAUUGCUCAUAUAAACAAGCUACAUUGUGAACGCAAGCCUGUGUAUGGACAGGACCUGCGCUGUACUGUGAAUGUGAUGAGUGACACGGACAAAACAUGCGUGUGUGAUAACACGUGGGCCGCCCUCGGGCAUGUGCAUUGUACAAACAUUCACUCUUGGAGCAAUCCUUACCGCCCAGAGGUCUUCUGGAAACAAACCAAAGUGCUUUCAAAUCUGGUCCAUACUCCCUUGCAAUACCUACAUGAACUAGAAGACAUUUUAUCUAGAUAUGUGUUUGUUACUCCACCUGUUGUAUCACCGUGCAUCAAAAUGCAUGUGUCUCACCCUCCUCCCUCUAGCGCAAUGAAAGAGCGAUGGCGGGACUUUUUCCUCCAUAAAGACGUGUCGCCAAAGGCGAGCUGUCUACACAAAAUUUCUAGCAACAGGAUGGUGCAGUUUCCUGAGCUUCGACUUAUACAGUAUGACUGUGGUAAACUUCAAACUCUGGAUCUUUUAUUGCGGCGGUUGAAGUCUGGGGAUCAUCGUAUCCUAAUCUUUACACAGAUGACAAAGAUGCUGAACAUUCUAGAGUCGUUCCUUAGUUACCAUGGUCACCGCUACCUCAGGCUAGAUGGAACAACACGUGUCGAGCAGCGACAAUUCCUCAUGGACCGAUUCAAUGCUGACAAACGUAUUUUCUGUUUCAUCUUGUCUACACGUUCAGGUGGAAUUGGAGUGAAUCUGACAGGCGCUGACACUGUGAUAUUUUAUGACAGCGACUGGAAUCCAACCAUGGAUGCCCAGGCUCAGGACCGAUGUCACCGCAUUGGACAAACUCGCGAUGUCCACAUCUAUAGGUCAGUGUUAAAAAUUUCAAGAAUGCAGGCUAAGGUGUUUUAAAGUAUUUUAUAAAUUUAGAAAUGGUAAGCUCUUGCCACUUAGAAUUCAAACGAUGAUUUUGUGACUUUUAGUAUCUUUUUUCAAAACUGGCCGCUGGUCUUGUGAGAUUGGUGAUUCCAAAUUUGCAUCGACUGAUUCAGUGCAGCAAAAAAAAAAGUGGAAUACUUUUGUUUCUUAUUCUUAGUAGUUUGUACUAUCCUUUAGGAAAAAAAUUAGGAGUGAAAACAUGCCUUUUUGCUUUCUGUUUCUUGCCUGCACAUAUAUGAUUAAGUGUGGUCUUGGAUAUGAAAUUUGUUACAGGUUUUAGCUCUGUUGAUUACACUGGACUCGCUUGCCUACUGCACCCGUAACUUGACUCACUUUUUGACAUCAGGUGUUGGGCUAGUAAUUUGUACAUCUUUCAAAAAUUGCUAAUUUCAGCUGUUGUAAUAAGGAGAAUUGUAGUUUCGCUACACAGAAAAUUUCUUGGUUGUGAAAGAAAAGUGUUGUGGAAGAAAAGUGAUCUUUUUAUUAAAUUUUUUUUUAAACAA
Molecule: messenger RNA, 1579 nt
Organism: Mizuhopecten yessoensis (Yesso scallop)
Lineage: Eukaryota; Metazoa; Mollusca; Bivalvia; Pectinida; Pectinidae
Product: helicase SRCAP-like
Exons: 4
Cellular component (GO): Swr1 complex
Molecular function (GO): ATP hydrolysis activity; histone binding
Source: RefSeq, a predicted model, not a curated record